Astyanax mexicanus (Mexican tetra) is the source of this 7528-nucleotide messenger RNA. It is a transcript of the gene zmynd8, whose product is annotated as zinc finger, MYND-type containing 8. The coding region runs from base 1304 to 4873 and encodes 1189 amino acids. Gene Ontology annotation, biological process: regulation of DNA-templated transcription. The record is from RefSeq and is a predicted model, not a curated record. Gene Ontology annotation, molecular function: protein binding. The transcript is spliced from 20 exons. Lineage: Eukaryota; Metazoa; Chordata; Actinopteri; Characiformes; Acestrorhamphidae.
CUAUUCCUCUAUUGUUUAAAUUAGAGGAUUGCCUGGCUGAGCGAACCAGAAGAGAGCGAAUAGCUCUUGCUUUUCUGGAUGGAGCAGUGAGAGUAGUGUGUAAUGGUGGGCAUAUGUGGCAGGGAGCAGGGCAUAGGGAGAAAAAAAGGAAGACGGAGAGGGAAAAAAAAUAAAACAGUACAGCAGUGGUGGUGGGUGGCCGACUGUCGUUUUGGAGCCAUUCAGCCUGCAGAGUGACACAGGCGAGGACAACAUCUACAUCACCAUUACCAGGCUGGGAAGGAAGGAAUUGUAUGGCUGAAGACUGAAGACCUUGAUGCUUGACAGGAAAUCUGGGAAUUUAAAUACUGGCUAAUGACGGCAUCAUGGGCAAGGCCGUGAGUGAGCUUGGAUGAGCUUGGGCUUGGAUGCAGAAGGAAAUGGAAUAAGGUUCAAUUGUUAGAUUCUGUGUGAUGUAUACCCUCACCUUUGUGUUUUUUAUUCCUGGCUGUCGUCGUGAUUAGGCUGUGUGUUGUUGUGUUGGUGGCAUUCUGGAGGGGCAAUUCUGAAGGCAAUUUCACCCUCCCCACCCACUGGAUAUAUGCUUCAGUCUUCAGAGGGAAUUCUUCAUUCAUUUGCUGCUAAAUCAACUGGCAGCAUGUCCUGUAUAUUGACUAUUUUAACCGUUUAUUCUUUCUGAUGAUGUUGGCAAGGUUUUGGACCUCAAGAAAAACGCAAUCCUGAAUUUUUGGAUGUUUUCUUAUGGACAUAAUUAUUUACGUUUGUUUUUUACUUUGGGAUUUUUUGUAUUUUAUUUUUUUACACCUUAUUUUUGUCUCUUAUAUUGGAUUCCUUCCUGUGACGCAUGGAGCGUUGUGGAACACAAGCUUUCUCACUGGCGGUGGACUAUUUACUUUUCUUUAAUUGUUCCAUGUGUGCCCUAGGACUGGUUUUGCCAGUAUUUGCCCACGGACUACAGACCUCUCUGUUAGUGAAUAGCCAGCCUCCUGCAAUGGCACUGAGGGAGACCAUGAGCUUAUGUCAAAGGAGCUCUUUCACUGAGAAACUUCUCUCUUUUCCACGCUCAAAGCAGUGGAAAUAAUAAACCGGACACGACAAAUUCAAUGAGACGUCUUGGCUGCAUCAAAGCUUAGCUCAACCAGUCUCCCUGGUCGCCCCCCAGUACCCCUUAACUUCCUUAAGUGGUCAAUUGGAAUUUGUCAGUGGAAGCUCUACAGUCGGUUAAGGAUAUUUUUGAAGCUCUCUGGUUUGUUAAUGUUUGGCUGAAGAGGAGGUGAAGCCAGAAUCAGAUGUGAGUGAAGGGAUGGAGAUUGCUACACGAUCCAAAGUGUCCGAUUCGGCAUCGGUGGAGCGCACUGCCAAUAAGCGCAAAGCACCCAGCCCACCUCAUUCUUCCAAUGGACACUCUCCAUCAGAAACUUCACAAAGCCCUGUCAGAAAGAAGAAGAAACCAGGAGCCGUCAACAGCAGCAAAGAUCAGUCCGAACUAAGACAUGGUCCCUUUUACUAUGUGAAGCAGCCCGCACUCACCACAGACCCUGUUGAUGUUGUACCGCAGGACGGGAGGAAUGACUUCUACUGCUGGGUGUGCCAUCGCGAGGGCCAGGUGCUCUGCUGUGAGCUCUGCCCGCGUGUCUACCACGCUAAGUGCCUCAAACUGGCUGCAGAGCCCGAGGGGGACUGGUUCUGCCCUGAAUGUGAGAAAAUAACUGUUGCAGAGUGCAUCGAGACUCAAAGCAAGGCGAUGACGAUGCUCACACUAGAGCAGCUGUCUUAUCUGCUCAAGUUUGCUCUCCAGAAGAUGAAGCAGCCUGGUACAGAACCAUUUCAGAAGCCAGUGUGUCUUGAACAGCAUCCAGAUUACGCAGAGUAUAUAUUUCACCCCAUGGAUCUCUGUACAUUAGAAAAGAAUAUCAAAAAGAAAAUGUACGGCUCUACUGAAGCUUUCUUGGCUGAUGUGAAGUGGAUUUUACACAACUGCAUUAUUUAUAAUGGAGGAAAUCAUAAACUCACAGCAACAGCGAAAGUUAUUGUAAAAAUCUGUGAACACGAAAUGAAUGAAAUUGAGGUCUGUCCAGAGUGCUAUCUUUCAGCGUGCCAGAAGAGGGACAACUGGUUUUGUGAACCAUGUAGUAACCCCCAUCCCUUGGUGUGGGCCAAACUUAAGGGGUUUCCAUUCUGGCCUGCCAAAGCCUUGAGGGACAAAGACGGACAAGUGGACGCGCGAUUCUUUGGACAACAUGACAGAGCCUGGGUUCCCAUCAACAACUGCUACCUCAUGUCUAAGGAGAUCCCGUUCUCUGUAAAGAAGACCAAGAGCAUCUUCAACAGUGCCAUGCAGGAGAUGGAAGUCUACGUGGAAAACAUCCGGAAAAAAUUUGCCGUCUUCAAUUACGCCCCGUUCCGUACUCCCUACACACCCGACAAUCAGUUCCAAAUGCUGCUCGACCCGGCAAACCCCGGCGCCGGCUCAGUCAAACCCGAGAAACAAGAGAAGAUCAAGUUCAGCUUCGAUAUGACAGCGUCGCCGAAGAUUCUGGUGGGCAAGAGCAUGAUAUCAGGUGGGAUUGGUGGGGGUGGAUCUGGUAGACGCAUCUCUAUGACGGACAUACCUCGUUCACCAAUGAGCACCAACUCCUCGGCCCACACUGGCUCGGACGGUGAGCAGGAAGGUGGAGAAAAGAGCCAGGCUAAAGUGCCUCUACCCCACCAGACUGGAGGAGAAGAGUCUCUCGAAAGCACGGCCUCCCCUGCUGCUCCUCGACCGGGUCCUGCAGGAAGUGCGGUGGAUAGUCCUAAACCGUUUCACUCUACAACACCCAGUACACCCAUCAAACAGGAAAAAACUCCCACCACAGGCAGCAUCCUAAACCUUAAUCUGGAUCGUAGCAAGGCUGAGAUGGACCUGAAAGAGCUCAGUGAAACCGUACAGCAGCAACAGCAGCAGCAGCAGGGUCCUCAGGCCUCCCUCACAUCCCCUAAGAGGCAAAUCAGAAGCCGCUUCCAGCUCAACCUCGACAAAACCAUUGAAAGCUGCAAAGCACAGCUAGGUAUCGAUGAGAUAUCUGAAGAUGUGUAUAAAGGAGUAGAGCACAGCGACUCAGAAGACUCAGACAAGUCUGACUCCAGCGACAGCGAAUACGCCAGCGAUGAUGAACAGAAACCAAAAAGUAGCCAGGAGUCCAGCGCUGACGACAAAACAGAGAAAGAACCAUCGAAAAAGAAGCCCAAAAUAUCGCCGCCUGCUGAUGAAAACAAGGACAGCAGCAGCACAGAAGUUUCGGCGACUCCAAUCACAACCACCAAAAGUGAGACUCUGCCGAAAACAAAAGCUAGCAUCUCUCCAGCGAAGGAGAAACCAGUUAUUGAACCGGAAAAAGAAGUGCCCAAAACGGCACCAGCUUCCGCAAGUCCAAAAGAGAAGCCCAAGCUUGCAGAAGAAGCCAGGCAUCCUGCGUCCGUGGACGUGGACAUGGACUCGGACUCGGAGAGGGAGCUAGUGAUCGAUCUGGGAGAAGAGCCGGGAGGAAGAGAAAGGAAACGAGGCAGAAAAGCCUCAGCCGCUGUCACCGCACUCAAAGAACCCACAACUUCCAAGACUGAGGGUAAGGCUACAGGUAGUCUUGUCCAGUCUCAAAACGCUGCUGCCCCCUCUUCCACCACGGCCCCCAAAGACCCCUUACAGUCUUCUAUGGCCGUUCCUCUGAAUGUAGCGACUGUCCCCGCUGUUCCAAGCAACACCUCCACCCUCUCCUCCUCUGCACCUCUCAACACCACCCCCUCCACAGCCCCGGCCUCCUCUUCUACCCCCACCGGCACAGUCAAAAAACAGCGCCCCCUGCUGCCCCGGGAGACCGUUCCAGUGGUGCAGAGGGCCGUGGUGUGGAACCCCACUGCAAAGUUCCAGACGUCAUCUCAAAAGUGGCACAUGCAGAAGGUGCAGCGGCAGCAGCAGAGCCAGGCGCAGCCGGCCACGCAGGCGCAGGUGUUAUCGCAGGCACAGCGCAGCCAGCUGCAGCCAGCGCAGGCCUCAUCGUCCUCGCCAGCGCAGCAGCCUUCAUCGAGCACACGAUAUCAGACUCGACAGGCUGUGAAAGCUGUGCAACAGAAAGACCCGCCACACAGCACCUCCACCUCCUCCAUCACCCUGGUCACCAGCGCCCCAGUGUCUGCAGCCGUAAUGGCGGGUGCCACCGUCAGUUCUUCCUCGUCAUCCACGUCCACCACGGCUGGAGAUCUACAGAUCCCCACUACCUCCGCAGAUGUGGCUGCUGAUAUUGCAAAAUACACCAACAAAAUCAUGGACGCAAUCAAAGGGACAAUGACUGAAAUUUACAACGACCUCUCCAAGAGCACCUCAGGAAAUACAAUAGCAGAAAUUAGACGGUUACGGAUUGAAAUAGAAAAGUUGCAGUGGCUACAUCAGCAGGAGUUAUCAGAGAUGAAGCACAAUUUAGAGCUGACCAUGGCAGAGAUGAGGCAGAGUCUGGAGCAGGAGCGAGAGCGACUGGUUGCGGAGGUAAAGAAGCAGAUGGAGAUGGAGAAGCAGCAGGCCGUGGACGAGACCAAGAAGAAGCAGUGGUGUGCCAACUGUAAGAAGGAGGCCAUUUUCUACUGCUGCUGGAACACAAGCUACUGUGACUACCCCUGCCAGCAAGCCCACUGGCCAGAACACAUGAAGUCCUGCACACAGUCCGCAACAUCGUCACAACAAGAACCAGAGACAGACUCCAGCACAGACGCCACCCCUAAAGGCUCUGGGCAUCCUAACAACGGUCAGGACUCUCCGCGAGAGACGGCAGCAGCUCCUCCCACAGAAAAGGACAGCGACGUGGACAAACCCAAGGACAUGGUCACUGUCAGUCUGUCGUAGCUCAGACACAGAAACUCUGCCUACAUACAGCACUUACACCUGCAAACCUGUACAGAAAACAUAGCUGAAUCCUUCACUACAGCAGAAUAUCCUUUAUUUUGUGUUUAUCGUCUUGCCAAAUUGUGCUUGGAAUUUUGGGAGGCUGAUUUUACUUUUAUCUAUCAGUAAAAAGUUUCAAUCCCAAGUUCCAGACUUGCCAGUUAUACACACAAACUGUGCCACACAAACCGUCUUUAGGCCUAGCAUUAAAACAACCAGAUAAUCAGACCUCUGCAGUUAGAUGUUUAAGCUGAUUCUGGGUGCUUUAGGACUCCAUAAGUUCAUUCUAACUGAUUUAUUUGAUUCGGAUUUGUUUGAGAUAGCAUAUUUAGCAUUUUAUAAAUUGUUACAUUCUAAAUAUAUCAAAAUAUCUGCAUUACAAUAAACAUCAUUAUUAAAAUAUGGUUGCAACAAACAUUAGUAAAAGCUUAAACAAAUGUUUUAUUUGUGUACAUCUCUAGUAUAUUUGUAAUGUAUAUCAGAGAAUAUAUAUAUUACUUGCUCAUUGUUUUCUUAAAGAAGAAAUCCGGUGUAAAAUUGACUUGGGUUAUAGUAAAACAGGAUAAGGAUUACAAACUUUUGUUUAAUAGCCUACCACCGUUCACCCACAACAUUUUGAAAUACAGCGCUUUUAGCCAAAGCUUCCAACAGGCUUACAAUGCUAGUGUUGUCCAUGCAAACCAUUAAACCAUUAAGAAGCUCAAAGUAGCUCCACACUUCAUUGGUAGAAUUCUGAGGGAUCCUGCUCUCUCUCACAUUAUUUCUGCAUGAUUUAAAUAUAUUACUUCAUUAAUGCCAAAAGAAUGUAAAUGACAGUCAAAUAUAGACCAGAUUUUAUUCAUAUGGAAAUAAUACAAGCAUUUCAAUCAAAUAAAUGUGUAAGAUUUUCAGAUGGCGGUGAUUUCACAUGCUCAUAUGUGCCUCAUGUAUAGCUCAACAAAUGCUUUACUAAAUCAUUUCACUUAAUGUCACUCAAUGCCUCAUAGAAACUUGUGGAGGCCUGAGCAUCCAGAAUCAGCUGUGAGACAUGUAGAAACUGGUCUGGGUGGCAAAUAAUUAGCACCCGUUGUAAUUCAUGGUUGCAUGGUGUAUCACAGACCUGAAGCGAUACAUAUCUUUCACUGUGAAACGGGUUGCGGUGAAACAGCAGUUACAAAUUACUAUGUUACAUUUCCACAUUACACACAGUUUCUAUUCUUUCCUAAUAUAACAAACUUUCUAUAAGGGUGGAUUAAAGUAUGGGGUUUCAUUUUUAUUUUUUACAGUUUAUAGAUUUUAAAAAGACAAAUGCUGGUUUAUAUACAUAUUUAUGUUAAUUUAACUUUCUGUUUUUUUUCUCUUUGUUGUUUGGUAAUAUGAACCUCUGAAGACUAUAUUUUAUUUUGCCUAUGCAUCGUUCACUAAGACCAUUUUAAAAUCUUGUUGUUUUUUUUAAAUGCUUUUUUGGAAAAAGAAAAAGGAUUCACCACUGUCUGUUUAGAUUAGCGGUUAAUGUUCUGACAUGUUAUAUUGGAGGGUUGUUUUAUGUUUUGAAUCAAACUGUAUUUAAUCUGUUCAGCAUGAUACAAAUUUACUGUAUCGCUAGAAAUCAGUCUGAUUGAUGUUUGUAAUUCUAAACUGUAAUUUUGUUUCUGCCUUCGUCCACACUCACUUCAUUGUUGUUUUCAGUGUGCUGUUCUGUUUGAGUGUCUGGUCCUUCUCUGAUUUUCUUUCACAGUUAUAUAUAUACAGCUCUGGGAAAAAAAAUAAGAGACCACUUCAGUUUCUGAAUUAGUUUUACUGAUUUUGCUAUUUAUAGGUAUAUGUUUGAGUAAAAUGAACAUUGCUGUUUUAUGUCUACAGACAACAUUUCUCCCAAAUUCCGAAUAAAAAUAUUGUCAUUUAGACACAUAUGAGAAAAUGGCUGAAAUAACAAAAAAGAUGCAGAGCUUUCAGACCUCAAAUAAUGCAGAAAACAAGUUCAUAUUCUUAAAGUUUUAAAAGUUCAGAACAUAAUAUUUGGUAUUUCGAAUAACCCUGGCAUGUUCUCCUCCACCAGUCUUACACACUGCUUUUGGAUAACUUAAUGCCACUCCUGGUGCAAAAGUUCAGUUUGGUUUGAUGGCUUGUCAUUAUUCAUCUUCUUCUUGAUUAUAUUCCAGAGGUUUUUAAUUUGGUAAAAGAAAACUCAUCAUUUUUAAGUGGUCGCUUAUUUUUUCCAGAGCUAUAAAUAUAUAGUGUUCAUCAUUGAUGAGACUACAGUGAUACUUAACAUUUUCUUUUGCGAGUGUAGUUUUUAAUUCAUCAUUCCAUAACAGCUCUGAAAGUAGUUUCCACUGGGCCUACAUGCUGAUCAAACUGGUAACCAAAUAUAAGACACUGUAUAAAACUGCUCUGUUGUUUAUUAUAUAACUCCAUUUAUUUAGAUUUUUGAAGAAUAAUAACCAGAUACAGACAAUAUCUCCCUUUCAGCGGACUCUAUAAUGUUACAUUGACUGUUGACUGUUGAUAAUACGUACAUUAUUCAUAAUGCUAAAAAAGAGAAACAUGUCCAGAGGAUUCGCUGUAUAUACCACAAGAAAAAAAACAAAUGUUUACAUAUUGUAUAUAAAUAAAGAUUUGGUGGUCUUAAUGUUU